Centruroides sculpturatus (bark scorpion) is the source of this 1910-nucleotide messenger RNA. It is a transcript of the gene nst, whose product is annotated as phosphoacetylglucosamine mutase-like. The record is from RefSeq and is a predicted model, not a curated record. Bases 200 to 1816 code for a protein of 538 amino acids. The transcript is spliced from 17 exons. Lineage: Eukaryota; Metazoa; Arthropoda; Arachnida; Scorpiones; Buthidae. Gene Ontology annotation, biological process: carbohydrate metabolic process; UDP-N-acetylglucosamine biosynthetic process. Gene Ontology annotation, molecular function: magnesium ion binding; phosphoacetylglucosamine mutase activity.
GCCUGUGACAUAUAUUAAAAUAAGUUUUAAAAGUAUAUAUUUAUGUAACUUAUGUCAAGUUUUCUUUUAAAAACCGGUUUCUUGGAUUCCAAACAAUUUAGUUUAUCAACUCAUUUCAUGUGUUUAAGCAGUUGCUAGAUUAUUUGAUAUUUAUCAAAGUUCUUAUACGUUUCUUCAUUUAGAUAAUCGCUAGUUAAAAAUGUUCGAAAGAAUUUAUAAUUUGGCUGUCGAAAAAUAUCCAAAAUUAAGUAAGAGAAAUGUACAAUAUGGAACGGCUGGAUUUAGAUCAAUACAUUCUGAACUUCCUCCUAUUGUAUUUCGUAUGGGACUUCUUGCAGUGUUGAGAUCUAAAGCAAAGAAAGCAACUAUAGGUGUAAUGAUUACUGCCUCUCAUAACCCAGAAGAAGAUAAUGGUGUCAAGAUAAUAGAUCCAUUUGGUGAGAUGUUAGAAGCAAGUUGGGAGUUAUUUGCUACUUAUUUAGCUAAUGUAGAAGAUGAAGAUAUAGCUACUUCUUUGAAUAAAAUUAUAUGUGAUGCUGAUAUUAACAUAAAAGAACCAGCUCAAGUAUUUGUUGCACAUGAUACAAGAUUUAGCAGUCCGCAUCUUUGUGCAGCAGUGAAAAUGGGUGUAGAAAUUUUGGAUGGAAAAUUGAGAGAUUAUGGCCUUUUAACUACACCACAAUUACAUUAUAUGGUUUGCUGCUAUAAUACUAAAAACAAAUAUGGAGAAGAUACAGAAGAUGGUUAUUAUAAAAAAUUAUCAAAUGCUUUCAUCCAAUUAAGAAAAGAUAGUUCUGUUGAUAGCAAGAAAAAAUAUUUACCAACUGUAAAAUUAGAUGGAGCAAAUGGAAUUGGUUCUAUAAAAAUAAAAUUAUUACAAAAAUAUCUAGAAAAUUUUCUUGAUAUCAAGCUUUACAAUGAUGGAAGUAAAGGAAAACUCAAUUAUAAAUGUGGGGCUGAUUUUGUUAAAGUUCAGCAAAAAUUGCCAGAAGGCCUUUCAUUAGAAGUUGGAGAUAAAGGACUUUCUUAUGAUGGAGAUGCAGAUAGAAUAGUAUAUUAUUAUUUGGAUUCCAAAAAUACAUUCCAUUUGUUGGAUGGAGAUAAAAUUGCAGUGUUGGUUGCAACUUAUUUAAAACAUCUUCUGAAUGCUACUGGAUUAACAAAUAUUAAACUGUGUAUUGUUCAAACAGCUUAUGCUAAUGGAAAUUCAACAAAUUAUAUUUCUAAUACAUUGAAAAUUCCAGUUGCUUGUGUUCCCACAGGAGUUAAGCAUCUUCAUCAUAGAGCUCAAAAAGAAGACAUUGGUAUUUACUUUGAAGCAAAUGGUCAUGGAACUGUCUUAUUUAAUGAAGCAGUUAUCAAUGAAAUAAAUGAAGUUACCAAAAACAGUUGUGAUAGUAACAAACAGUCUGCAGCUAAGAAACUUCUUCUCACCAUUGAUAUGAUUAAUCAGACUACUGGUGAUGCAAUUUCUGAUAUGCUUUUGGUGGAAACAAUACUUUACACUUUUGAUUGGGACAUUGCUACUUGGAACAAUUUAUAUGCAGAUUUACCCAACAAACAGUUAAAAGUUAAAGUUGUAGAUAGAACAGUCAUUACAACUACUGAUGCAGAAAGAAAGUGUGUCACUCCAAAUGGCCUUCAGAAAUCUAUUGAUGAACUUGUUAAGAAAUAUGAAAAUGGACGAUCUUUUGUCAGACCAUCAGGAACAGAAGACUUGGUUAGAGUUUAUGCUGAAGCAACAACACAGGAGAAUGCAGAUAUGUUAGCAAGAGAAGUGGCUGAAAAAGUGUAUGAACUUGCUGGAGGAAUCUGAGAUAAACCUUAACAUAUGACAGAAAAUACUAAUAAUAAUCAAUGUUCUGGAUUGUUAAUUAAAUUUUUGCAUUAAAAGAAUUUACUUUUUGAAA